CUAUCAACCGUGUUCCCGACGUCAUAUAUAAAUGUCCCACUGACUCCUGUCGAGGAUGUUUUUGUAGUUGCUUCGCUGCUGUCUCCUUCAACAACAAAGAAAAGGGCUCCCACAGAAGGUGAGGACAUGUUUAAGCCGGUCAUCUCCGUCCUGCUCGGCCUGAGUCUCGGGCUGGUGUCUGCAUUCCCCUCCCAGGACCCGGACGAUAAUGGGAAGAACUGGGUGGUUAUCGUAGCUGGUUCCAAUGGCUGGUACAACUACAGGCACCAGGCUGAUGCCUGCCAUGCCUAUCAGAUCGUCCACAAGAAUGGCAUCCCGGAUGAGCAGAUUGUGGUCAUGAUGUAUGAUGACUUGGCACAGAAUGAGGAAAACCCCACCCCUGGGAUAGUGAUCAAUAGACCUAAUGGCACCGAUGUGUACAAGGGAGUCCCUAAAGACUACACCGGGGAUGAUGUGACCCCAGAAAACUUCCUGGCAGUGCUGAAGGGUGACUCAGCAAGCGUCAAAGGUGGCUCUGGGAAAGUGUUGAAGAGCGGCCCCAACGAUCACGUGUUUGUGUACUUUACCGACCACGGAGCGCCUGGUAUUCUGGCCUUUCCCAAUGACGAUCUCAACGUUGCCGACCUCCAAGAUGCCAUUAAAUACAUGCACGAAAACAAGAAAUACAAAAGGAUGGUGUUCUACAUCGAGGCUUGUGAGUCCGGGUCAAUGAUGAACCACCUGCCUGCUGACAUUGAUGUGUACGCCACCACAGCCGCCAACUCACAUGAGUCCUCUUACGCCUGCUACUAUGACGAGAAGAGGGACACUUACCUGGGAGACUGGUACAGCGUGAACUGGAUGGAGGACUCUGAUGUGGAGGACCUGAAGAAGGAAACUUUGGCAAAGCAGUUCAAGAUCGUUAAGAGCCACACAAACACCAGCCACGUCCAGCAGUACGGAAACAAGACAAUGGCCCACAUGAAGGUCAUAGCGUUUCAGGGUGACUCCAAAUCCAACAGCCAACCCGCUCCAAUGAAGCUGCAGCCAGUUAGAAAUCCAGAUCUGACCCCGAGCCCCGAUGUCCCUCUGGCCAUCCUCAAGAGGAAGAUGAUGUCGUCCAACGAUAUCAGAGUUGCAAGAGGGCUGCUGAUGGAGAUCAACGCCCACCUCAAGGUCAGGGAGAUGAUGGCCGACACGAUGCGCCAGGUGGUCGAGAGAGUGACCGGCAACAAGCUCAAGAGCGAGGAGGUUCUCAACGAAAGAGCCGAACUCUCCGAGCAUCAGUGCUACAAGGCUGCGCUGACCCACUACAAAUACAACUGCUUCAACUGGCACAGAACUGAGUAUGAAUACGCUCUGAGACAUCUGUACGCUCUGGUGAACCUGUGUGAGAGAGGAUACUCUGCAGCCAGCAUCCAGCUUGCCAUGGACUCUGUGUGCCGUUUGAGGAAGUAAAAAGGGUUUCUAGAAAUCCAUUAAGGUCCGCUAUCAAACUGCUUCCUCCGUGUGGAAAGUCGUGAGAAGACGGAGCAUCUCUUUGCACUGCUUUGGAAUCAAUCUGACGUGGAUUUGACGUUAUUGUUUUAUCAACACUCUAACACUUCUUUUUUUUAACUUGUGAUAUGUUUUUGAUUUUACUGAGAACUUUUAAACCUGUUUUAUGAUGAUGAGUUGCACUAUCACUGUGAAAGAUUUGUGAAUGAUAUUUCACGGCUUCUGAUUUUUCUUAGAGCAUAAGAUACAAACCAUUAUAACUUGUGUAAAUUUGUUUUGCUCUUAGCUUUAUUAGUGGUGUGGACAGCCUGGCAUGAAUGUUUGACAUGGAAAGGACCCACUGAAUGUUUGUUGAACCUAAAGAAACUGUGUUGUAACACAGGGAUCUUGAAAUAAAUAUGAUGAACCAAAA
This is a messenger RNA of Centropristis striata (black sea bass), 1888 nucleotides long. It is a transcript of the gene lgmn, whose product is annotated as legumain. NCBI's taxonomy places the organism in Eukaryota, Metazoa, Chordata, Actinopteri, Perciformes, Serranidae. The coding region runs from base 127 to 1437 and encodes 436 amino acids. The transcript is spliced from 14 exons. Gene Ontology annotation, biological process: vacuolar protein processing. Gene Ontology annotation, molecular function: cysteine-type endopeptidase activity. The record is from RefSeq and is a predicted model, not a curated record.